GGUAAUUCAUCGGAAUCAACCUAGUCCAGACGUAAAUGGAGAAUUCGUUAAAAUUCGUGACCUUAACAGUUACAAAUUUAAAUUCUCAAUCCAAAUGUACGGGCAACAUUAUGAUACGUUUUAUUUAUCACCCGUUGGCACAUUAAAUUUGCACGAUCAUCAAGAUACUUUAGUUAGCAGUGGAACCAUUGAACUAUUUUCUCCAGUAUCUCAUAUUUCAAAGAUAGAAAAUCCUACUAAUGCUACCAUAGAUUUCGUUAUUUUUGAAAGCGAUUCAAUCAGCAGCGGAACCGGUGAACCACAUUCAACUAACCUUCAAUCUUCUAAGGUGGAAAUUUUCAAUAAUGAGAGUGUAUUCGCUAUGAAAUUCACUUUCCCAGAAAAUGUUGACAAUGAACGUGAGUACACGUGA
Schistosoma turkestanicum is the source of this 412-nucleotide messenger RNA. The record is from the annotation of a GenBank genome assembly. Lineage: Eukaryota; Metazoa; Platyhelminthes; Trematoda; Strigeidida; Schistosomatidae.